AUGUGUAUAUCUAGGGUGAAAGAUGGUCAAUAUGAAUGUAAAGAUUUUUUUGAUGACCACAACCAUGAAUUGCAUACAUUAGGUACUUCUCAUUUGAUACAGUCUCAACGCCAAAUCUCAAAUAUAGUUGCACAUGGAAUAGAUUUGACUGAUGAUUCCGGUAUCAGGCCCAAGGCCACUUUUGAUUUGAUGGGCAUGCAAGUUGGUGGUAGCGAAAACCUAGGUUGCACUAGGGUAGAUUUGAAUAAUUACCUUCGAACCAAACGUCAGCAAGAUCUAGCCUUCGGUGAAGCUGGGAGUUUGCUAGCAUAUUUUGAAAAUCCGACAAGGAACAACCCAUUAUUUACAUACUCUUUGCAACUGGAUAAUGGAGAACAAAUAACAAACAUAUUUUGGGCAGAUCCGAGGAUGCUCAUUGAUUAUGCAGUGUUUGGUGAUGUUGUUAUCUUUGACACUACGUUUUGCACAAACAAAGAGUACAGGCCAUUUGGGAUUUUUACAGGAUUCAACCAUUAUAGAGGUGCGACCAUAUUCGGAGCUGCACUACUAUAUGAUGAGACAGUUCCUUCCUUCAAAUGGUUGUUUGAGACAUUUUUGGAGACUCAUGGACAGAAGAAGCCCAAAACCAUUUUUACUAAUCAAGAUGCUGCAAUGUCAAGGGCAAUAGCUGAGGUUUUACCUGAAACAUGGCAUGGAUUGUGUACCUGGCACCUAAUGCAGAAUGGGAUAAAACAUCUUGGUAAUUUGAUGAAACAUGGAUCAUCAUUUCUUAAAGAUUUGAAUAAAUGCAUAUUCCAAUAUGAAAAUGAAGAGGAAUUUGAGAAUGCAUGGAAAAUUUUACUGGAUGAUUACCAACUUGGGAAUAAUUCAUGGUUAGCUCGGAUUUAUAGUAUUAAACAUAAAUGGGCAUGCUGUUAUAUGAAAUACACUUUCACACUUGGUGUGAGGAGCACACAGCUCAGUGAAAGUAUUAACAGUGAUUUGAAAGAUUAUUUGAGACCCACAUUGGAUCUUGUACGGUUUUUUAAGCAAUUUGAACGAGUUGUGGAGGAUAAGCGUGCUAAUGAAUUGAAGGCUAAGUUUGAAGCAAGAAAUACGCUUCCUAGGACCAUGGGUUGCAAUGCACCAAUACUGAGACAAGCAGGAAAAGUUUAUACCCCUUACAUAUUCAAUGAAUUUAGGAGGGAGCAUGACAUGUUUCUUGCUUGCUCUGUAAAAUAUCGUAUUAUAAAUGAUGUCUUCCACCAGUACAUUGUUGGAAUGGUUGAUGAGGAAGGUGAAUUUGUGGAAGGAGAACAUGCAGUCUUGUACAAGAUACAUGAGCAGGUUUUAGAAUGCAGUUACAGGAAAUUUGAGACAUAUGGCAUCCUAUGUUGCCAUGUCCUGAAAGUUUUAGAUGUGCUCGAGAUAAAAUGUAUUCCUAAAAAAUAUAUUUUCAGGAGAUGGACCCGAGCAGCAAAAGACAUAUUGGUGGAGGACAGUAAGGGAAAAGAAGUGAUGGAAGAUGUCCAGCUGAGUCGUACACAGCAUUUUAGGCAUCUUAUGCCUAAAUAUGUUAAGCUAGUAAACCAAGCAUCUAAUACAGACGCUGGUUUUGAGAUGGCCAACAUUAAUGUUGAUAUUUUGGCUAAAGAGCUUGCAACACUGACUAUAGCAUGUCUUACUAUAGAAGAUUCAGUUCAUUGCUCUGAAGCUUUCAUGGGUUUGGUGCUAAAAAAAAAAGAAGAUAGGAAAGGUGGUGGCAAAAGACAUAAGUCCUUCAUUGAAACUACGGGGAAGCAGAAGAAAUGUAAUAAAACAAUUAGAAGCCAAACCUCAGUUAGCAUGGAAACACUAGAAGAACCAUCUCAAAGCCUUGCUACAUCAAAUGUUUGUGGUGUAUCUCAAUAUACGGAGAACCGACUUUUCACAUCACUUUUAUUGGCAGUAGGUUCUUCGCAGGGUUCAACAACAACACCUCGAGUUGAUCUAUCUCCAGGACAAGAAACAGGUGAAACUCAUGGAGACCGUUUCAAGGAAGCUUGGACAAUAAUGAAGAAUAAUGUUGUGAAAAAUAGCUCCGUUUUCUAG
Molecule: messenger RNA, 2070 nt
Organism: Telopea speciosissima
Lineage: Eukaryota; Viridiplantae; Streptophyta; Magnoliopsida; Proteales; Proteaceae
Product: protein FAR1-RELATED SEQUENCE 5-like
Exons: 3
Coding region: 1-2070 (689 amino acids)
Biological process (GO): regulation of DNA-templated transcription
Molecular function (GO): zinc ion binding
Source: RefSeq, a predicted model, not a curated record